Amoebophrya sp. A120 is the source of this 255-nucleotide messenger RNA. NCBI's taxonomy places the organism in Eukaryota, Dinophyceae, Syndiniales, Amoebophryaceae. The record is from the annotation of a GenBank genome assembly.
GUCGCGAGCAGUGCAACUUCUGCUACCAUUGCGAAAAACCUACGCUUGCGUUUGAACCUGCAAAUGCCACGACCAGACGCUAGGCCAGCAGAGGAGCAAUGUUCUGGCACAGCAGCAGGAGCGGGAUCUACUUCCUUAAGCGGAAGUAAAAUGGUAAAUACUGGCGGAAGGUCUACUACUUCGUCGACGAGGGACGUCGAGCCAACCUCUUCAGUGCUUGAUCACCUGACCCCGAGAACCAAAGCCACAAUUGAG